AAGCUCAAAGGGGGGCGAAGGCCCCUGCACCAUCCUGCCCCUGUAGCCUUAGGGCGGUCUCAAGGUGGCAGGAGGCGCAAUGCGAUUAAUGAAGGCCAUUUUGGCAUGCGUUCUUCCGGCUUGGGCUGCCAAACUCCCCAGGAGUGAUGAAGUUAAGGCAGUGUUGGUCAACUUGCAGACUGGGUCGGCAGGGUCCAGCUGCCCGGAAAACCAGUUCCCUGUGGUCAACCUCACUGUUGAGGGAAUCGGAUAUCACGAAGAUGUGCUUCCUGGAGCCCAAACCCAGAAGUUGCAAGAACAUUUAGCUGGUCAUCCGGAUUGGAGCAUUGGAAAGCCUUGGGUCCUGAGCCUUACGGCCGAAUCCUCGGACAUCAAGGAUCGAGAAUUUGGCUUCGCGGGUGGCGAAGGCUUUAUGGUCUUUAAGGUCCCAAGGGCUGGCCGGAAGAACAUUGUGGUCACCGGCAGCGUGGAGAGCCUGGCGGAACAUACGCGGUUGGAAUAUCGAGGCAACGAAGUGAUCACCGCACCAGGCGCCAUCAUCUUCACCAACGUUUGCCUCCGACCGAUGACUUGUGAGCACUUCCUCACCCAGAAUCCAAGCAUGUGCAAGGAUGGCCUUUGGAGUCCUAAGCCUCAUCCCGAGAAGGUCACAGGCCACACCAGGAACACCUGCUGCCAAAAGAUCCGUUGUGAGGAUGCUGCGCCCUGCGUUCCUCAGACCAAGUACGACAAGAGGCCGGACUACAGCAAAACCUUCGGCAGCAAGCCAGACCAAUGCUGCCUUCCCAAGCUGUGCACGGGUAGCGUUUGCAACUCCAGCGGAUGGGAACCAAAACCCGGUUUUCACAUUUUGGGCAGCACGUUGAGCGAGUGCUGCACACCACGUGACUGUGAUGAUUACACUUGCAGUGCGAGAAGCGUCAAAAAGCCGAAAAGGUAUGAUGUGCAGGGACAAGCAAUUCUACAACAAGGCAGUACGGACGAGGAAUGCUGUGAUCCCAUCUCAUGUUCGCAUGUGAAGUGCGAUGCGACCGAUGAGUGGGCAAGGAAUAGAAGUGCCACUGUUGGCAGCAGUUUGGAGGAUUGCUGUAUUCCCUUGUAUUGUGCGAAGCACACCUGCGAGCCGGCCUCGCAAUGGGAAAAAAAUCCACAUGCAAUUUUGGGUAGCAGCAAUCCAAGCUGUUGCAAACCCAAGCUUUGCAAGGAUUUUAAGUGUGAGGAAGGUUUUGCCUUGAGGGCUGGCGCGGUCUUUGGCCAAAAGCAGCUCAGAGGCAGCUCUUCAGAAGAGUGUUGCGAGAAGAAACUCUGCAAGAACUGGAAAUGCAGUGAUCCCAGCAAGUGGAUUCAAAAGGCGGAUGAGACGAGUCAGGAUAUCGCAAGGCAUGGGUGGAGCGACGAGGAGUGCUGUACACCGAUCUCAUGCAGCAGUGUUGACUGUGUACCUGAGUCCUUGUGGAGUCCCAGAUGCCUGGUGGCUUUAACGCUUUGAGACAUGCCUGCUUUGCUAGCUUCAAUGCCCCUUGCUACAAGAGCGCCUGUCUAUCCUUUUCGUUUUAAUUAGCAGACCCGUGGCCGUGGCGGAGCUUGGCGAGCAUUAGCACCAGGGCAAAUGCGAGGCCAUCUCAUUUAGUCUACCCCUGCUGGUGUGCCUCAGCGAAUGGCUCUGCAAGGAGGAAUUGCUACUAGGAGCAAGGACGCUACUAGGGGCUCCUGGCAUCGCUACUAGCAACAAGAAGCUAAGGAGGAAUUGCUGAGCAAAUCAUGUGGCCCACUGACUUGUGUUUGAAGAGAAACCGGCCUGUGAAAGUCAAACCUCCCUCCACACUCUUGAAGGGUGUUGUUGGACUUUUCUAUAACCCUGCUCAUUAGAGUAAAUCCAAAUGAUAUACUUGGUCCUACUCGCUGCUGUGCUGCUUUGGCAGGCGCAAAAUUCUUGAAUGGACACGUGGAAAAAGGAC
Durusdinium trenchii is the source of this 1958-nucleotide messenger RNA. Lineage: Eukaryota; Dinophyceae; Suessiales; Symbiodiniaceae. The record is from the annotation of a GenBank genome assembly.